Xyrichtys novacula (pearly razorfish) is the source of this 5130-nucleotide messenger RNA. The record is from the annotation of a GenBank genome assembly. NCBI's taxonomy places the organism in Eukaryota, Metazoa, Chordata, Actinopteri, Labriformes, Labridae.
CACAAACAGACCCAUCGCUCCUCUCCACCUUGAUUCAAAACCAACAACUUCAUGAGGCGCCAGUGCUCUUCCUUUCACCAUCCUAUUUUCAUAUGGGGAAAAGUAAUAAAAUGAGAAAAUAUGAAAGAAAAAGAAAAGAGAGGACCUUUGUUUUGAAACCUGGCUAAGUCUUAGUGUUAUACAGCUUGAUGUUUAAUUUUGAAGAGGGCUGCACUUUGAUUUUAUUAAGAGAAAACAAAAAGGGAAGACCCUGGUGCUGGGUUAAAGGAGUGCUGCUGCAAAAUAUUUGUUUUACAGCCAGAUGGAAAGACCUCAGAUUUGAUUUGAAGAAGUUUUUCUCUGUGUACUUGUUAGAAAAAGAGAGCGAAGCUCAUGAUUUUAGUGUUGAGGAUCCUGGCUCAGUGCUUUUGUUUUACAAAGAAGACAAAAGAAUACUCAGAUAACACUUCUGAUUUCAUUUUUUUAUAUAUGGUAAAAAGAUGUUGGUUUUGGUUUGAGGGGUGCUCUUUCGUGACCCGUCUGUAAGAAAAAAGGAAGCAGGCCUUCAUUUCAGUUUUGUUUCACAAAAAUCAAGAAGAAAGUCCUUAGUUUGAUUGAAGGAGUGCUGUUCUGUUUUGAUGUUGUGAAUUAAGUGGAGAUGGCAUUUUACUCUUCCCAUAAAGGGAGUGCUGAUCAGCAGUUUUGUUUUUAGAUUAAAACAGAAAAAGUAUUUUCUGAUCAUGUGCUAAAAACUCAGUACUUUUCCUGUUACUUAGACCCUCAAAUAAGUCUGAAUAACAGUGAGAAAAAUUGGGAAAUUUUAGUCCAGAUGAUAUUUUCUAAUGUAUUUCGAAGUGAAUUUAAGCACAGCCUCUAUAUUCACACAUUUAAAGACUGACAUCAUUAUUUCCUCUCCUAAACACAGAAGUUUUAAUGUUUUAAUAACCAUUAUUAACUCCUUUGUCUGUAGUUUAUCAUAAGUAAAACUUGUGCUGAAAAUGUAAAGGAUAAGAAAAAGCCCUAUGUGUUUACAUGGUUGUGAUACUUGGCAAAUAUAUAAAAGAAACAUGAUUUAACCACAAAAAAUAUGUAUUUUUUUAUGUCAUGUUUAUAUUCAAAAUUUUAGUGAUUGUUAGACUAAACAUAGAUUUAGUUUCUCUGUACCUCUAGAGAGCAGUGAUAGUCUACGCCUGUAUUUCUACAAAAGAGAAAAGAAGCCCCCUGGGUAAAAGAUAUGGCAAAUGAAAAGAUGAUUUCAAAGGAACCAACAAACAGAGAGACUUCGAAUGUGAAUCUCUCCCUUUUUUGCUCAUUUUGUACCAGUAGGUGUCGUCGAAGUAUCUUACAGCUGGUCACAAACCGCCAAUAAAACCAAGAAGAAGAAAAAUGCCGGCCCGGAACUGAUGAAGCCGCGCUUCAGUUUCACACCAGACAAUUUGAAACUGUGGGACAGCAGCGGAAGGGCAAAGUAGUUGUAGCUUUAUAAUGAUAUUGUUGAAAAAGGUUGUUAAAUUAUUGUAAUCGAUGAUUAUGUGGGUCGCCAGGCGCUUUCUUUCGUCCGUCCCACAGAGAGGUACACAUUUGUUGAGAAAUAGUUUGUCGUUGACUUUCUGUCGAUAUGAGGUUUAAUUCAAAACUCAAACUAGAUUUGAACUAGACAUUUCCAAAACACAAAUACUGGGAUGUUUUUAGAUUAUUUUACUUUAACCGAAUCCUUUUAUAGAGAGUCUAAAAAAGAGAGUUAGAUCCACUCUUCAUCAUUUGUUGUUGUUUUCUGAUCAAACCUCACAGAUCCACUUCACUCCUCUUGUCUCUGUUUGUUUACUUCUUUAGGUCACUAUGUGGGACGCUCUGGUUUGUUCCGUCGUCCUCAGCAGGCCUCCCUCCCCGAGCUGGACCUCCAGUAUCUCCAGUGCACGUGCUGCUGGCGGAGCAGGGUCCCCGUGGCAGGCUUCGAGACCUUGGACACCACCUUCUCCUCCAGCAGCUCUGAGGCCUGCAAAGAAGACACCAGACCUCUGGAUGCCUGCUACACCUCUGAGCAACGAGACACCAUCCUCCACCGGCUCAACACCGGCACCCUGGCAGAGCUGGCCGGAGUCAAGCUGCUGAGGGGCAGGAAGUCCCUCAACAUUGUGGAGUACAGGACUAAAAACGGGCCCUUUAAAACUCUGGAGAGUGUGGUGAAUGUUCCUCUGCUGAAGCACAAAAGUGCAGUCACAGUGUUCAACUCCAUCCUCAACCCAGAGAAGAAGGAGAAGAAAGUGAGGAUUCAGCUCGCCAAGUUCAUCAGGCCGGAAAUUGACAGGUCCUGGCUGGAGGUGAGAGUCACUAUCACUAUGCGUGCCCUAGACCAGUGGUUCUCAACUCUUCUCACUCUGGGACCCACAUUUUCCCAUGGUCCUUAAGUCGCGACCCACUUUUAUAAAAUUCAAACCAGCAAAUUUAUUGUUUAUAAAAAAUAAAGUCUUUAACAUAAAUACACCCAUUUUAAUGAGUAAAGUGCAUUUCAGAGCACAUGAACUGAGGACGACAACUACUGAAGUUGCUUAUACAGAAAACAUUAAAACAUUAAAUAUCAAAUUGCACAAAAUAAAGACCACAAAAGAAACCGAGGAGGACCACGGCAUAACAUGUGCCUUUAAUAAGGUAUUUUUCUAAAUAAAAGACAUCUGGAACAUUUAAAUAUUUACUUUUUGACCAGCUGUUCGUGACCCAUCCAACCAGUUGAAAACCACUGCACUAGACAUUGUGUAUGAUAGAGCACUGAGGUCCAUCACCAAUGCUGAAGCCUUCACUCAUCAUUGUUUGCUGUAUGAAUGCAUUGGUUGCUAUUCCUCGUCCAUGCAUAAACUAAAACAUCAGCAAAUUCUUGUUUAUAAAUCAGUUUUAGGUUUUCUUCCAUGAUACUUCUAAACCUACAUCAAACAAAGAAGUACAGGAACUUAUAAACCCACGACCUCUUCUAUAUAACUGGUUUUGCGUUGUUGCACAUCCUGGAGGCAGACAUGCGGUUUAAUCAUCUUAUAAGUAGGGCUGGGCGAUAAAAUGAAAACGACAUAUAUUGAAAAUUAAUUUCCCUCAAUAUCAAUAUAAAACAUAGUCAACAUGCUUUUCAAUAGUCGACGUUCUGCUAUGUUUUGGUAGACUCUACAAAUAGCCAAUGAAAAGGGGAGUUGCUCCAAUCAUGUGCUGAAUUAUGCUGCGUUCAAGUUACCUCUGAAGUCAAACGUUGGAGCUGAAAAUGACGUCACACCCGAAUUCCGAGCGUUUCAGUUACCAAGUCGGAAAAAAGCAAAAUUUGGAGGCCUGAAACAAGAUGACUACAUGUACGAAAGUUAUUUUGGUGCUUGCCUUAUAUUUUGCCUUAUGACAAAACGUCGAAGAGACACAAAGACCUCGUAGAUGCAGUAGCUUAUUGUAUUGAAAAAGACAUGCUACCAAUAAGCACUGUUAAAUUUCAUGAUAUAUAUUGAUAUGGACUUAUAUGAAAAAAUACAGUAUAUUGUGAUAAACUUUUUUCCAUAUCGCCCAGCCCUAUUUAUAUGUUAUUAAAAUGUUGCCCAUUUAAGACAGAGAAGCAAUCUCCUAACACCAUGAUUGUUUUUGUUUCUUCAGGAUGCCAAUGAUGUCGUCUCUAUAGUAUGUGGAAGUAAUAAAAUUGCCUGGGCUCAUGUGGAUCGGGGAAUGUCUCUACUGGACUGGCGGCAGCUGGAAUGUCCAAAUUUCUUACGGGGCACAUAUAUGGCCUCUGCUUACUUGAAUGAUGUGAGUACAACCUCAAAAUCUGAAUUGUAAAACAGCAAUUUCUUGACUUCAUAGAGGUUUUAAUAACAGCCACUGGGAUUAAAGUUUGGAUAUGGAAUAUUAAUCCCCAUACUACAUAUUAUGUCCUCUCUCAUACUAGGUUUCCGCAGUUGUGACCCUCCUCCCAUCAGCAGACUUCUAUAUAAUAGAGAAAUCCUCCAUCUCAGUCCAGAAUACAGCUUUAUUCCCCAUCUUGGCCCACAUGAGGACCGUAGAGGCGAUGAUGUUCGCUCUGCUGGAGCCUCGAAACACACCACCAGACUCCAACAUUCCUCCCAGGUAGGACCUAGACACAUUAUCUUGAAGUGUGCUCAGACUUAGAUGUUUUUUAUUUUUUAGAGGCAGGGGCGCUGAAUUUAUUCCGCUUCCAUCCUUUACAGAGUUUUCAACAUGAUGCGCACCGCUGUCGGACGUCACUUUGGACUCAUGGUGGGCGAGUCGAGGACCAGCGGGGCACAGUUGGUGAGACAGCUGAUGACGGAGUCGGUGACACAGAAGCUCCCCAGGAUAAAUUUCCCCCCUGAGCUGCUAUUGAAGUACAGGGACGCUUUUAAGUUAAACACCAGGAGGGGAGGCGAGGAACUCUGUGAUGCCCUGCUUCAGGCUGUGGCUUUUUAUGAGCUGCUCAGUCAAUCGUCUAGUUAGCCCUCGCAUGGACCGACCUGCACCUUAGCCAUGGACUCAAACAUACCUCCAGAAUAAAACUCUGAGCCCAUUCAGGGUUUUACUCCCUCGGACAGAUUUGGUGGUGGUUUACAAUAUCAAAUGCUCUUCCUGUUACAAAACUCCUCACACCUGUUAUAUUUUCAGAUACUGAGUGUGGGGUUUCUUGGGUUUUAUCUGCUGUAAAAUGAUCCAUAAAGUAAUAGCUGUGAACAGUCUCACUGUUGUUUGAGGAUUUGUAAUCCUGCACUGCACUGUUUCACUCCCCACACACAAGUAUCUGCUUAAAGAAAGUGCUGUUUUUUUUUUACAACUACACAAACUACAUGCCUUUUUCUUAAGAUGGCUUAAAUUAAAGGCUCCUGGAAAAUGCAAAAUAAACUAUGAAAUAUGUGCAAAACAACCUUACAUAUUGGUCAUUAACAUCUUAAUAAAAACAUGUUUAUUUCAUAAUUUAAAAUAAUCAAUUUUAAAAAAUAGAGCUUUUAUUUGACUUUUUAGUGUUGUACAAACAUGUAAAAUCAUUCCCAGUACUCUAUCUAAGCAGCAAAGUCUUUCAGUUUAGAUUAAUAUGUGAAUGGUGAGGUAGUGAGGCUGUACUGACUUUUUACAGACUCUAGGAGAAAUCUUCAGCCAGGAGAUGAAGGAUGGACUUCGAGAGGUUAAGGCGGUUUCUGCUGA